Messenger RNA from Wasmannia auropunctata (little fire ant), 2423 nucleotides. RefSeq names its product nucleolar protein 10 (gene l(2)34Fd). Gene Ontology annotation, biological process: maturation of SSU-rRNA from tricistronic rRNA transcript (SSU-rRNA, 5.8S rRNA, LSU-rRNA). The record is from RefSeq and is a predicted model, not a curated record. Gene Ontology annotation, cellular component: nucleus; small-subunit processome; nucleolus. The transcript is spliced from 11 exons. Gene Ontology annotation, molecular function: protein binding. Bases 290 to 2326 code for a protein of 678 amino acids. NCBI's taxonomy places the organism in Eukaryota, Metazoa, Arthropoda, Insecta, Hymenoptera, Formicidae.
UACUGUGCCUACACUGGCUAGUUACACUGUGGUUUUAAUGCACGUGUUUUACAUGCAUUAAAUGUUUAUUCUAUUCACUGCUAUUUACUCGUGUUCACACCGUUCACGAGCAUUUUAUUAGCUAAAUUUGUUCGAUUUCUACCAUUUUUUACUUGGCCGGUUUACCCGACUUUACUCCCGUUCGAGAGAGCAGGUGCCACACGAGAGAAGUUCGAUUUAUGAUAGAUACGUGGAUCAACAAAAAUUUAAAAAACAUUUUUUUAUGUAGUUUUAUCACAUAAAAGUCAGGAUGCAGGUGUCCGCACCAAAUAAUAUAAAGAUUUAUAAUCUUAGUGCUGGAAAAUCUCUCCCCGAGUGGUUAUCUGAAAGAAAACGACGAAGUUUAUCGAAGAAGAAUGUCGAUAUACGACGACGUAUCGAACUUAUACAAGAUUUUGAUAUGCCUGGUAUAAGUACAUCUAUUAAGGUUUCUAAAGAUGAGCAAUAUAUUCUUGCAACGGGAAUUUAUAAACCACGUGUAAAGUGUUUUGAUGUACAUAAUCUGGCAUUGAAAUUCGAGAGAUGUUUUGAUUCUGAAAUAAUUACCUUUGAAGCGAUAUCAGAUGAUUACAGCAAAAUAAUAUUUCUACAAUGCGAUCGCCAUGUUGAGUUUCAUGCUGCUCAUGGGAAAUAUUAUAAGCUCAGAGUACCAAACUUCGGAAGGGAUCUGAAAUACCAUUAUCCAUCAUGUGAUAUUUUUAUUGUAGGCGAUAGUAAUAAGAUAUAUAGGAUAAACCUCGAACGUGGUCAAUUUUUGCAACCGUUUGAAACGGAAGCAACAUCGUUAAAUAAAUGCGAGAUAAAUCCGUUGCAUCAUUUACUCACGGUCGGCACUCACGAAGGAAAGAUCGAAGCUUGGGACCCGAGAGUAAGGAACAAAGUGGGCGUACUUGACUGUGCUCUACAUUGCAUUACUCAAGACAAGUUGGAAACAGUUCCUGCAAUUACUGCCUUGAAGUUUCAAGGAGGAUUGAAUUUAGGAGUCGGCACAUCAACAGGACAUGUAUUGUUAUAUGAUAUAAGAUCUAAUAAACCGUUUUUAACUAAAGAUCAUAUGUACGGAUUACCGAUCAAAUGCAUAGAUUUCCAUCAAAAAAUGGAUCUUGUUUACUCCAUGGACAGUUCCAUUAUAAAAAUAUGGAAUAAGGAUAAUGGUAAACUUUAUACUUCCAUAGAAGCUCAGCAUGACUUCAAUGAUUUGUCUGUCAUACCAAACAGCGGUAUGCUGUUGACAGCUAAUGAAAGUGUGAAAAUGCAAGUAUAUUACAUCCCCAGUCUUGGUCCCGCCCCAUACUGGUGUAGUUUCCUCGACAAUCUCACGGAGGAAUUGGAAGAACUGAAUUAUGAUAUCAUCUAUGAUGAUUACAAAUUUGUAACUGAUAAGGAAUUGGACGAAUUAGGUCUGUCGCAUCUGAAGGGUACUAAUCUACUCAGGGCUUAUAUGCACGGAUACUUUAUAGACAUCCGAUUAUACAGGAAAGCAAGGGAUGUAAUGAAACCAUUUGAAUUCGAGGAAUAUAAAAAAAGGAGAAUUCGUGAUAAAAUUAAGGAGGAAACCAUUAGCAGAGUACAGAUACAAAAAUUACCAAGUGUGAAUCAGGAGCUAGCAUUAAAACUGAUGGAGAAUGCAAAUAUUAAUAAUAAAAAGAAACAAACAUCCUCUAAUCUGAUGAAGGACGAACGAUUUAAAGCUCUCUUUAGCAAUCCUGAUUUCCAAAUCGAUACAAAUUCUGAGGAAUACGCUUUAUUGAAUCCUGUUAUUUCUCAGCUUGCUAAAAGUAAAGCCAAAAAAUUGAAACAGCAGUUGACGGAAGAAAAAGAAGAAGAAACUCAAGAUAAACUUGAGGCUGAAUCAAAAGGCAAUAGCUCGGAUGAAAGCUUCAUUCACGAUAGUUCCGACAAUGAUAGCUCAGAUGAUGAGAAACCGUGGGUUAAAGAAGUUCGAAAGAAUUAUCGGUUAGUGAAGAAAAAUGAAAGAGAGCGAGAACGGGAGGAUGAAAAUUAUAAUAAUCUGAUUGCAAGAAACGAAUCGAAGAUAGAUAAAAUUGAAAAUGAAGUAAAAUUCGAGGAAGGCGGUCCACAAAAGAAGAAACAAAAUAAGGCGACUUUCGGCGAAAGAUUGGAAAAUGAAGAGACGUACAAUAUUAAAGUCUCCGGCUCGCGUGGUAACAGAGAGAUGACUUUUGUCAUUGAAAAGAAAAAACAAAAUCCAGAAAUGAAACGCCGUAGAACAGAGUACAAUGUGCUACGAUCAGCAGGAAGUAUUUUAAGGAAGAAAAGACGUUAAUUUAUACAUUUUAUACGAAUGUUAAUAUGUAAAAAAAUGUUAAGUUAUUAAUGUCUUUGUAUCAUAAUAGUGUAAAUAUAAAAUUUUUUUUAACCAC